AUGUCUUUGGCCACUGACCUUUGGCACCUAGAUCACUUGGAUUCUGGCGGUGCUAAUUUCCUAUAUAACCCAGAGCAAGGCAAAGCUAUAGGAAAUGGAGUCAACAGAGCCUCAGCUGUCAUUGGAGAGGUCACCGUCCUCUACACUCUGGUCUUCCUCAUAUGGUACAUGUUCUAUUGUAAGGGUACCUACCACACCAACAAGGCCGAGGGAGCUGAGUCAGCUGAGAGCACAGAUGCCGCCACCAUGAACAGUGACUCCCAACUUCACAGAGGCCAUUGA
Molecule: messenger RNA, 282 nt
Organism: Acomys russatus (golden spiny mouse)
Lineage: Eukaryota; Metazoa; Chordata; Mammalia; Rodentia; Muridae
Product: contactin-associated protein-like 2
Exons: 1
Coding region: 1-282 (93 amino acids)
Cellular component (GO): membrane; cortical cytoskeleton
Source: RefSeq, a predicted model, not a curated record